CACUGUCGCUCGGUUCCGGUGAGAGGGGGAGGGUAGAGGCACGUAGGAGGUGGCUGCAGGUCCGCUGAAGGGACCGAAGCCAGGCGGCAGUGCGCGCGCGCGCUACCGCGGUGGAGCCCCGAAAUCACCAGCCGCCCCCUCGCAUCCCGGGGCGCUGAGAAGAUGGCGGCGGCGGCGGCUCAGUGAGGAUGGAGCUACCUGUCAUUGCCUUCUUCCCCUGAGCGUGCGGGGUCCGGCCCCACGGGGUGCGAGUCGGGGGACGGGGGACCGUAGGGAGCUCUUUCCCUAGCAGAGCUGACUCGAGCCCGGCAGCUCCCCGCCCCCCGUCGCCCCAGCCGAUUAGCCCCCCCCCUCCCUUCCAGCCCAGCAGCUCCAGCCUAGUGACCCCCCCGCCCCGACCCGCUACCAUGCCUUGGCCUUUCUCAGAGUCCAUCAAGAAAAGGGCCUGCAGGUACCUGCUGCAGAGGUACCUGGGCCACUUCCUGCAGGAGAAGCUCAGCCUGGAGCAGCUCAGCCUGGAUCUGUACCAGGGCACCGGCUCUCUGGCGCAGGUCCCUCUGGAUAAAUGGUGUCUUAAUGAGAUUCUGGAAUCAGCAGAUGCACCUCUGGAAGUCACUGAAGGGUUUAUCCAGUCCAUUUCUCUGUCUGUUCCCUGGGGGUCAUUGCUACAGGAUAACUGUGCACUAGAAGUGAAAGGAUUAGAGAUGGUCUUCAGGCCAAGGCCUCGUCUUGCAUCUGGUUCAGAGCCUAUGUAUUGGUCAAGUUUUAUGACCACUAGUAUGCAACUUGCAAAAGAAUGUCUUAGCCAAAAACUGACAGAUGAACAAGGAGAAGGGUCUCAACCUUUUGAAGGACUUGAGAAGUUUGCAGAAACUAUUGAAACAGUUCUAAGAAGAGUGAAAGUUACCUUUUUAGAUACUGUUUUGAGAAUCGAACAUGUGCUGGAAAAUUCUAAAAGUGGGUCUGCACUUGAAAUCCGAAUUGAGAAAACUAUGUACUGUGAUGAAACUGCUGAUGAAUGCUCUGGAAUUAAUGUACAUCAGCCCACAGCUUUUGCUCACAAGUUACUUCAGCUCUCAGGUGUCUCUCUCUUCUGGGAUGAGUUUCCAGCAUCAGCGAAGUCCUCUCCAGUGUGUUCAGCUACACAGUUGGCAGCGGAACCAAAGCUUUCCCCUAGCUGGAACCCAAAAAUUGUGUAUGAGCCACAUCCACAGUUAACCAGAAACUUGCCAGAAGUUGCUCCCUCUGACCCCGUGCAGAUUAGUAGGCUGAUUGGUAAAAUGAAGUUGAGCCUUACAUUAAAGCAACAUGAAGUACUUCCUGGAGCUAAGUUGGAUGUGGAUGGGCAGAUAGACUCAAUACACCUAUUCCUGUCACCGAGGCAGGUACAUCUUCUAUUGGACAUGUUAGCAGCCAUUGCUGGACCAGAGAGCCCCAGCAGGAUAGAAUUAUCAAAUAAAGAUAGAAAGAACCGACCCAUGCAACAGGAGGACGAGUAUCGGAUUCAGAUGGAGCUGAAGCGUUACUUAAGAAAAGAAUCUUUGUCAGCAGGAGCAUCAUCUGAGCAGAGCUUUUAUGAGACCGAGACUGCCAGAACACCUUCUAGCCGUGAAGAAGAAGUUUUCUUCUCAAUGGCUGACAUGGACAUGUCUCACAGUCUCUCCUCUCUUCCACCUCUUGGAGACCCACCAACUAUGGAUCUAGACUUAUCUUUAACUAGUACAUACACUACUACACCAGCAGGAUCUCCACUGAGUGCUACAGUGCUUCAGCCAACUUGGGGUGAUUUUCAUGACCCUAAUAAACAAGAACCACCACCUCCACCACCAAGAAGUUCAUCAUUUACACCCAGUAUUGUUCAUCAAACUCCUUUAAGAAGGACUUCCCUUCCAUCCAGAUCUGUUUCAGUGGAUGAAUCCAGGCCUGAACUUCUUUUUAGAUUGGCACUGGGCACUUUCUCAGUAUCUGUACUUCACAUUGACCCUCUGCCGCCACCUGAAACAUCACUGAACCUUAACCCACUGACACCAAUGGCACUGGAUUUCUUUACCCGAAUAGAAAAGAUUGAUCCAGUUAAGUUUUCAACAGAAGAUUUUCUGUCCUUCCGAGAAGUAUUUGCAGAGGCUUGUUCUCAUGACCACCUUAGAUUUAUAGGUACUGGCAUCAAAGUCUCUUAUGAACAAAGACAAAGGUCUGCUUCUCGAUGCUUCAGCACAGAUUUGUCCAUUGGGCAUAUGGAACUACUGGAAUGUCUUUUCUCUACCGACUCCUGCUCCAUUCAACCUCACUACACAGAGCUGCUAACAUUUCAUUCUGAAAAAGGAAAUGAUACACAUCCUCUUUCAUGCCUUCAGCUCCAUUAUAAGCACUCAGAUAACAGAGGACCUCAGGGUAGUCAAGGAAGACUGAGCUCUGUUCCACAGAAAGCAGAAUUACAAAUCAAGCUAAGUCCAGUAUUUUGUGAACUGGAUAUCAGUAUUGUGGACAGACUAAAUUCUUUGCUUCAGCCACAGAAACUAACCACAGUGGAGAUGAUGGCAUCUCACAUGUACACAUCUUACAACAAACACGUUAGUCUGCAUAAAGCUUUUACCGAAGUUUUCCUGGAUGAUUCACGUACACCUGCAAACUGUAGAAUUUCUGUGCAAGUCACUUCACCAGCAUUAGAUCUUUUUGUUCGCUUCCCUAUACCUGACCUACGAUCAGAUCAGGAAAGAGGACCAUGGUUUAAAAAAUCACUUCAGAAGGAAAUCCUUCAUCUUGAAUUUACAGACAUGGAAUUCAAGACUGAGUUUAUAGGAGGUUCAACUCCAGAACAAGUUAAAUUAGAACUUACCUUUAAAGAGCUAGCUGGCUUAUUUGAAGAAGAUAAAACAGAAUCUUCAAUAAAAUUCUUUCAAGUGUCCAGUGGCAUAGAUGGAGAUAUGAUAUCAUCUGACAACUUUGAUUGGCCACGGAUUGUACUGAAAAUAAACCCACUGGCUGUACACUCCAUUCUGGAAAGGAUAGCAGCUGAAGAAGAGGGUGAUGGAAACUUUCAAGAGGAAGAGGAAGGAGGAUCUCAUUCUCUUAAGGAUGUCUGUGAUCUUAGAAGACCAGAGCCUUCUCCUUUUUCCUCUCGUAGGGUCAUGUUUGAAAAUGAAGAGAUGGUGAUGCCAGGUGAUGCAGUUGAGAUGACCGAGUUUCAGGAUAAAGCAAUCAGCAAUUCUCAUUAUGUACUGGAACUCAUGUUACCAAAUGUUCACUUAACGCUGCCAAACAAGACCUUUUAUGAGAAACUUUACAAUAGGAUCAGCAAUGACUUAUUAUUGUGGGAACCCACAGCUCCAUCUCCUGUAGAAACAUUUGAGAAUAUUUCAUAUGGUGUUGGACUGUCAGUCGCCAGCCAACUGAUCAAUACUUUCAGUAAAGACAGCUUUAGUCAAUUCAAAUCUACAAUUCAUUAUGAUGAUGAGAGUGGAUCUGAGGAGGAAACUCUACAAUAUUAUUCCACAGUUGAUCCAAACUAUCGUUCACGCCGGAAAAAAAAGCUUGAAUUGCAAAACAAGAACACACAGAGCUCUCUCUCUGUUUUUCUAAAUGUUAAUCAUGGAUUAGUGUCAAUAUUCACAGAUGUAAAGCAGGAUGGUGGAAAUAUUCUGGAAGGCAAGCAUGGUGAAUUCUGGUUUGAGUUCAACAGUGGUUCAUUAUUCUGUGUGACUAAAUAUGAAGGUUUUGAAGACAAACAUUACAUCUGUCUUCAUUCUAGCAGUCUCAGUUUAUAUCAUCAAGGUGUGGUGGAUGGAGUUGUCCCUCCAUCUGAAAUACGACUGCCUAACACAACUCGUCCACACUGGUUAGAACCUACCAUUUAUUUUUCCGAAGAAGAUGGUCUCAGUAGGACUUCUUCAGAUGGUGUGGGAGUGGACUGUUUAAGUAUGCUGUCUGUUGCAGUGAAAAUCCAGUCACAUAAAUCGGAGAGCAAUACAAAGGAAUUUCUAGUUGCUGUUGGGCUGAGAGGAGCCACUCUCCAGCACAGAGUAUUGCCUUCAGGUCUAAGCUGGCAUGAACAGAUUUUAUAUUUUUUGAAUAUUUCUGAUGAGCCUGUUUUGGGAUAUAAUCCUCCAGCUUCCAUUACAACUUUUCAUAUACACCUCUGGAGUUGUGCUCUUGAUUACAGGCCUUUGUUUUUGCCAACCAGAUCUCUACUUACUGUUGAAACUUUCAGCAUUUCCAGUAAUGUUGCACUGGAUAAGUCCUCUUCUACUCUCAGAAUAAUCUUGGAUGAGGCUGCUUUGCAUUUAUCCGACAAGUGCAACACUGUUACAGUGAAUCUGCAGAGAGAUUAUAUUCGUGUUAUGGAUAUGGGACUCUUGGAACUCACCAUAACAGCAGUAAAACCUGGUUCUGAUGGGGAGAGACUUAAGCCACGCUUUGAGCUACACAGUUCCAGUGAUGUAAUCCAUAUCCGAACAUGCUCAGAUUCUUGUGCUGCGCUAAUGAAUCUUAUACAGUAUAUUGCGAGUUAUGGCGAUUUGCAUCCACCUAGCAAGACAGAGAUUAAACCUGGAGUCGUCAAGCGGAAAACUAAGGCAGAUGCCUCUAGCCGACCAUCUUCCCAAGGACUAGUCCUUGCUGAAGCAGAACAACAGAUUUUACGGGAUUUGAUGAGUGAUGCUAUGGAGGAAAUUGAGAUCCAUCAAGCUGCUUCCCCCAUUGGGCCACAAUCUAACGGAAUCUUGGAUGAAAAAUCUCAAACCCAGGAACCAGCUUGCUCAGAUCUCUUCCUGUUUCCAGAUGAAAGUGGGAACAUCUCGCAAGAGCCAAGUCCCACAUACACUUCAUUCACUCACCAUCUGAUUAAAGAGGCGAUGGGAGACAUACCUACUGAAAAUGAUGACUUCUGUAUUCUUUUUGCACCCAAAGCUGUUGUUUCUGAGAAAGAGGAGGAGCCAGUAGUGAAAAUAAUGGUUGAUGAUGCAAUCCUGAUAAAAGACAAUCAUUUCAGCCUGCCUGUAAAAAAGACAGAUAUGAGCAAAGCCCCCCUACAUUUUCCUAUCCCUUUGGUUCGCUAUGUUGUGAAGGAAAUCUCUCUUAUUUGGCAUCUUUAUGGAGGAAAGGAUUUUGGGACUGUACCUACUACUUCUCCAGCUAAAAGUUUUAUUAGUCCUCAUAGUUCUCCUUCUCACACACCAACAAGACAUGGACGUAGUACGACGUGUGGGGGAAGAGGAAGGAACCCAGACUUCCUAAUGGAAAUACAGUUAAGCAAGGUGAAAUUCCAGCAUGAGGUAUACCCUCCAGGAGGGCUGGAAUGCGAAUCCAGUCUGUUGGAGCAGCCAGUGUCCCGGCAGGUUUUUAUUGUUCAAGACCUUGAGAUCAGAGAUCGCUUGGCUACAUCACAGAUGAAUAAAUUUCUCUAUCUCUACUGUAGUAAGGAGAUGCCCAGAAAAGCACAUUCUAAUAUGCUAACAGUUAAAGCAUUACAUGUCCGUCCAGAGUCUGGCAGAUCACCACAGGAGUGUUGUUUACGUGUAUCACUAAUGCCACUUCGCCUCAAUAUCGACCAGGAUGCCUUGUUUUUCCUGAAAGAUUUUUUCACUAGCCUUUCUACAGACGUGGAAGUCUUAAUGACUCCGGAUCCAGAAGUUAAAAAGUCUCCUGGUGCUGAUGUAACCUGUAGUUUGCCCAAGCAUGUCAGCAGCUUCAAGGACCCAAGCCCAGUCAUUUCUUUCUCAGUACACAAGCAAACAAGCCAAAAUGAUAGUGUUGAUUCUGUGGAUAUGGUUAAUGGAGAGGACCAUCAUUUGUCACAUGAAGAGACAUCGUUCAGCGAUCAACCAGUCUUUUUCAGAGAAUUUCGAUUUAUAUCAGAAGUUCCAAUACGUCUUGAUUACCAUGGCAAACAUGUCUCAAUGGAUCAGGGUACAUUAGCUGGGAUUUUGAUUGGUCUUGCACAAUUAAACUGCUCAGAGUUAAAGUUGAAGAGACUUUGCUAUCGACAUGGUUUGUUAGGUGUGGAUAAGCUAUUCUCUUAUGCCAUCACUGAAUGGCUUAAUGACAUAAAGAAAAACCAGCUACCAGGAAUCCUAGGAGGAGUAGGGCCUAUGCAUUCAUUAGUGCAAUUAGUUCAAGGUCUGAAGGACUUAGUUUGGUUACCAAUAGAACAGUACCGAAAGGAUGGUCGUAUUGUAAGAGGCUUUCAAAGAGGAGCAGCUUCCUUUGGUACUUCCACUGCAAUGGCAGCUUUAGAGCUAACAAACAGAAUGGUUCAAACCAUACAGGCAGCUGCAGAAACUGCUUAUGACAUGGUCUCCCCAGGUCCUAGCUGUAUGGAGACAAAAAAGGUCAAACGAUUCUCUCGGCAUCGCUUAGCUCAUCAGCCAGUAGACCUACGGGAAGGUGUGGCCAAAGCAUACAGUGUGGUAAAAGAGGGAAUUACAGACACUGCCCAGACCAUAUAUGAAACUGCUGCUCGAGAGCAUGAGAACAGAGGGGUAACGGGAGCAGUAGGAGGAGUCCUCCGCCAAAUUCCACCAGCUGUGGUGAAACCUCUCAUUGUCGCAACAGAGGCAACCUCAAAUGUUUUAGGUGGAAUGAGAAACCAAAUCCGUCCGGAUGUGCGUCAAGAAGAGUCACAGAAAUGGCGCCUUGGGGAGGAUUGAUAGUUUAAAUAUGACUCAGCAAGAGAAUAACGAUGCUGGAAAUACAUAACAUUAUGUCCCAGUGGCAGCUUUAGAUGGAACUCAUUUCAUUUUAUUGUGUUCAUCUCAGGAACGAGGAGGUUUUUCAAACAAUUUAAUAUCAAAACAUCCAACCAAAAAGUUCAGAAAUGAAAAGCAAAUUGGUACUUGCUUGUGGACAUGCUGCAUGUUACCAAUACAUUUGGUAGCUAGUGUCAAACAUAGUGGAGCAUUUGCUGCCAAGUCAGAAACAUGCUUGCUGUAUUUCAGUUACCAUAUUUUUCUUGGUUCAUUUGAUUUGCCAUUAGAAUCAGCAGCCCCUUUGUGACACUGUGUGUAUUUUAAAAGUUUUCUUGAGCAUGCUCAAAGAACUGUCUUUGAUAAAGGGUUCCAUAGAUGCUCUUCAAUAACUAAAUAGUAAGAAUUUUGUUUUGGACAUCAGACAUGGAAGCCAUAUGAUAAGAAGUCAGACAGAAUGUUAUAAUUUUAUGGGUCAUGAGCAUUGUUUUUAGUGUGGCACUUACAACAAGGACAGUCUCUUGGUAACUGUUCAGCAAUUACACUGUGUCCAUAUGCUUGUGAACAAUAAUUGUCCCUCCUAAAUAUCAAAUUUCUUCUUCUGUGGGUUUUGGAAGAACCUGAAUGUUGCAGACAUGUUCUGUUGUGUUGCACUUUAAAGGAUAUGGCCUGUAUAUUGUGCUUUUUUUAUAGUGUGAAUAAACAGUAAUGUGCAUUAUCCUUUAUGAUUUAGAAACUUAUGCCAAUUUUUGAAAGGGACAACGUUUGAUGAAAAUUUUAAGGGAAGAAAAACAAAAUUCAAUGUGUCUUGCUUUGUUUAAAAUGCCUAUUAAAUGAAAAAUACUA
Chelonia mydas (Green sea turtle) is the source of this 7526-nucleotide messenger RNA. RefSeq names its product autophagy related 2B (gene ATG2B). Gene Ontology annotation, molecular function: phosphatidylinositol-3-phosphate binding. Gene Ontology annotation, cellular component: phagophore assembly site; extrinsic component of membrane. The coding region runs from base 408 to 6644 and encodes 2078 amino acids. Gene Ontology annotation, biological process: autophagy of mitochondrion; autophagosome assembly; reticulophagy. Lineage: Eukaryota; Metazoa; Chordata; Testudines; Cheloniidae. The transcript has 42 exons. The record is from RefSeq and is a predicted model, not a curated record.